Molecule: messenger RNA, 366 nt
Organism: Schistocerca serialis cubense
Lineage: Eukaryota; Metazoa; Arthropoda; Insecta; Orthoptera; Acrididae
Exons: 2
Coding region: 1-366 (121 amino acids)
Source: RefSeq, a predicted model, not a curated record
AUGAUGUUUAAAAUAAUAUCACAUACUCUGACAGAAAUAAUAAAUCAAUCAUUUGAGCAAGGAUGCUUCCCAGAGUUACUGACAUAUACCGAAGUAAGACCAGUACACAAAAAUGGCCCAAAAGAAGAAAUGGGAAUUACAGCCUGUUCCUAUCCUGUUUAUAUCCUGUCAGUUUUCUCUAAGUUAUUUGAAAAUCUUGCUGCAACACAGAUACUAAAUUUUGUUUCAAAAUUUAAUAUCAUUGAUAAAAAUCAAUUUGGGUUCCAAAAAAGAAAAAGUACCUUAGAUGCAAUAAACACUUUUGUUGAAAGAAUUAGCUCCUCAUUGGAAAACAGCAGCAAAGUUGCAGUACAACAGAUUACAUGA